Molecule: messenger RNA, 1707 nt
Organism: Frankliniella occidentalis (western flower thrips)
Lineage: Eukaryota; Metazoa; Arthropoda; Insecta; Thysanoptera; Thripidae
Product: synaptic vesicle glycoprotein 2B
Biological process (GO): transmembrane transport
Molecular function (GO): transmembrane transporter activity
Source: RefSeq, a predicted model, not a curated record
AGAGGAGCGGGCCGGCCUCACUCCGGCACAGAGCAUCGCAGCGUGCAGAGGCCUGUCCGUGUCCACCUGGACCAGGAGCUCGCACGGGGAUGCUGGUGGCGAAGUGAAGGUGCCAAGAGUACUUUGCGGGGGUGUGUGCGUGUAGGCUCCGGUGAGAAAGUGAAAUAGUGAUCUUUCGCGAAGGAGGUUCAAAUCUCACCACAUAGCAUCCCGAAAAAGGGAAGUACCCGCGGUAACCAUGGUCAAGAAAGUGUUUCGGAUGUUUAGCGCCUCGUUCAGCAUCAACGACACGUGAGCGCCCCCGCCGCCCUGGCCUACGCCUACCUCGGGGAGUUCAACUCGCCCAAGAACAGGAACCGCGCCAUCAUCCUCGUGGGCUUCCUCACGGCCUGGUCGGCGAUCCUCCUGCCAGCGCUCGCGUGGGCCGUGCUCCCGAUGGAGUGGUCGCUGCCGCUGUACGGCGACGGCCUCUACUACAAGCCGUGGCGCUUCUUCAUCCUGGUGGGCGCCCUCCCCGCCCUGCUGUCGGGCCUGUGCCUCCUGUGGUUCCCCGAGUCGCCCAAAUUCCUGCUGGCCGUGGGGCGCCGCGACGAGGCGCUCCAGGUGCUGUCGCGCGUGUACACCCUCAACACCGGCAAGCACGACUUCCCGGUACGCCAGCUGACGGAGGACACGAGCUCCAUCAUGGCCAGCACGACGGACAGGUCCUUCUUGUCGCUCAUGAAGAUUGUCGCGGCCCAAACUGCGCCCCUCUUCAGUAAGACCUUCAUCCUGCACACCUUCCUCGUGUGCUUCAUCCAGUUCGGUAACAUCGCCAGCGCGAGCGGUCUGCUGAUGUGGCUGCCGGUGCUGUUCAACUACCAGGCGCAGUACGGCGAGAUGCACCCCGGCGCUGCGACCAUAUGCGAGGCCGUGUCGGGGGUGCUGCAGGCCGCCAGCAACACCACAACCGAGGCCACGCUGGGCGCAGAGGUGCUGGCCUCCAUCGGCGCCGAUGGCACGCCCAGCCCCAGCACGUGCACUGGCGGCACCAUCCUGACGCAGGUCUACAUCAACGCCCUCAUCAUUGGCGGGGCUGACGCCAUAGCGCCCCUUUUCGGCAGCCUGGUUGUCAACAAGGUCGGAAAGCGGAACCUGCUAAUUGUCUGCAUGUGGGUGACUGGGGUGUCAGCCGUCGCCAUGAAUUUUGUUGGGUCGUACGAGGCGAUUUUGACCCUGGCCUGCGUCGUCAUAGCCCUGACUGGCAUGUGUAUUGCUCACAUCUCCAGCAUCGUUGUAGACCUUUUCCCAACAAAUGUGAGAGCGAUGGCUGUCAGUCUGUCCCUUAUGUCUGGUCGUUUGGGGUCCAUGGUUGGAAAUUUCAUUUUUGGUUCUCUUCUUGACACGUAUUGUGAUGCCGCAUUCUACUUUUUCGGAGGAGUUCUCUUGGUGUGCGGCGUUUUCGCAUGUUUCUUGCCAAAACAAGGCAGAUACGCAAAUUAAAAGGCCCGCAGAAUCCAUAAAAAGAAUACGGUGACUACUGAGGUAACUUCGAAAACCUCCACAGGUACUUGAUAAUAAUAACGUGUGAUCUCAGAGACUGAUGGACCACUUCCAAAGCACUAUGUCAGUAUUGUAUGUUUUGAUACUAUGAACCCAGAUUUUAGAUUUAAGAGAUAUUUAAGGGCACUUAUGUACAAAAUAAAAACCAAGAAAAUAUAUUUCCAA